Dermatophagoides pteronyssinus (European house dust mite) is the source of this 7693-nucleotide messenger RNA. RefSeq names its product spectrin alpha chain-like. Gene Ontology annotation, molecular function: calcium ion binding; protein binding. The record is from RefSeq and is a predicted model, not a curated record. Lineage: Eukaryota; Metazoa; Arthropoda; Arachnida; Sarcoptiformes; Pyroglyphidae.
UAAAACAAAAUAGGCAUAUAAUUCCGAAAUUAUUUCAUUCAUCGUUUAGUAAUUUUUGUAGCGAUGACCGAAAAAAAAUUUGAUUAUUGAGUGUUUUGUUUUCUUAUCAAUUAAAUAAUGGAAAUGGAACAAGAAAAACCUAAACCGGAAAAAGUUUCGAAAAUUUCGGAAAAACCGAAAAUUCCACCAAAACCAAAACAUCUUAAUUUAAAUCCAACAACUGAUGAAUCAUCAGAUUCAAAACAACGAUCACCAUUUAGUCCGGUACAUAGUCCACCAUUGUCACCAACUUUACUACCGGAAGAGGUAAAAAUUUUGGAAACAGUCGAUGAUAUUCAAGAUCGUCGUGAUACAGUUUUGGGCAAAUAUGUUUUAUUCAAAGCUGAUACUCAAGAUAAACGACAUAAACUUUUAGAUUCAAAACGUUUUCAAUAUUUUAAACGUGAUGCUGAUGAAUUAGAAGCAUGGAUUAUGGAAAAGCUACAAGUUGCUUCAGAAGAAUGGCACAAAGAUACAACAAAUAUUCAGAUUAAAAUUCAAAAACAUCAGGCUUUUGAAGCUGAAGUACAGGCCCAUACAUCGGCAAUCGAUACAUUGGACAAAAAUGGUAAUCAAAUGAUACAGAAUCAACAUUUUGCUAGCGAUACAAUCAAGAAACGUUUAGAAGAGAUACAUAAACUUUGGGACAUGUUGUUCAUGAAAAUACAGUUACGUGGUGUUCGUUUGAACGAAGCAUUAAUUUUGUUACAAUUUUCAAAAAAAUGUGAUGAAAUUCUAUAUUGGAUUACUGAUAAAGAAACACAAUUAGGUGCUGACAGUUUGGAUGAUAUUGAUCAUAUUGAAGCUCAUACUCGUAAAUUUGAAGAUCUUGUCAAAGAUAUGAGCGGUGAAGAAUUUCGCAUUUUAGAAAUCAAUGAUCAGGCUAAUAAGUUGAUUUCGAAUGGACAUCCAGAUGCUUCGGUCAUAAGUAAAAAGAAGCAACAAGUGAAUGAUGAAUGGGAAAAGUUAAAAAAUAUGGCAGCCAAUCGUAAGGAUAAACUUGGCGCAGGUCAUGAGAUUCAUGAUUUUACACAAGAAACAAUGGAAACACUUGGAUGGAUUACCGACAAAGAUCAAACUUUGGCCAAUGAUGAUUUCGGUAAAGAUUUGAUGAGCGUACAAGCAUUACAACGUAAACAUGAAAAUUUUGAACGAGAUUUAGCCGCUCUAGGCGAUAAAGUUGAUAAUCAAAUCAAACAAGCAGAUAAAUUGUUGAAAAAACAUUCAGUUGGUAAUGAUCAUAUUGGUAAUACAAAAGCCAAUUUAGAGAAUGCAUGGAAAAAAUUAAAAGCCAAAUCAGAUGAACGACGAAAACGUUUAGAUGAAGCAUUUCAGGUGCAAAAAUUUCUAUCCGAUUAUAGAGAUUUAAUACUUUGGAUUCAAUUGAUCAAAGAUAUGAUCAAUGCUGAAGAAUUGGCUAAAGAUGUUGCUGGUGCUGAAAUUCUACUCGAACGACAUCAAGAACAUAAAGGUGAAAUUGAUGCACGUGAAGAUAGUUUUCAAAUAACAGAAAAUGAAGGUAAACAAUUGAUUGAGAAUAAAAUUAUGGUACCAGAAGUGGAAGAAAAAUUAAAACAUUUGAAUGAUGAAAAAAUGUCUUUGGUUAUGUUAUGGGAAGAACGACGUAUUCUUUAUGAACAAUGUAUGGAUUUACAAUUAUUUUAUCGUGAUACUGAACAGGCUGAACAAUGGAUGAACAAACAGGAUGUAUUUCUUGAAAAUAAUGAUCUUGGUGAUUCAUUGGAUCAGGUUGAAUCAAUGAUCAAAAAACAUGAUAAUUUUGAAAAAACAAUGAAAGCACAUCAGGAAAAAAUUAAUGCAUUGGAUGAAUUUGCACAACGAUUAAUCGAAAAUAAUCAUUAUGCUUCGGAUGAUAUUGAACAAUUACGACAAGCAUUUUUAUUACGACGUGAUGAUCUACUUGAACGUGCACGUUUAAGACGUAAUCUAUUGAAUGAUGCUUAUCGUUAUCAACAAUUUUUAAUCGAUUAUGAUGAUCAAAAAUUUUGGAUUGUUGAAAAGCUUAAAAUGUCAUUGGAUGAUACAUGGCGUGAUUUGACUAAUUUAAGCGGAAAAGUAAGACAGAUUGAAAAUUUUAAACAAGAAAUUGAAGCAAAUCAACCACGAAUUGAUGAAUUAAUUAGUAAAGGUGAAAAAUUAAUCAAUGAUCAACAUUAUGCAUCGGAUGAUAUUCGAGAUAAAACAAAUGAUAUUAAUAAAAUCUGGCAAGAUCUUAUUCAAGCUGCUGAAAAUAAACGUUCAAAAUUAGAUGAUGCUGGUGAUGAACAAGCAUUUAAUCGAGCUGUUGAAGAUGUUGAAUUAUGGUUAAAUGAAAUUGAACGUCAAUUAGCCAUUGAAGAUAAGGGUAAAGAUUUAAAUUAUGUGCAGAAUUUGUUGAAAAAACAAUCGGCUAUCGAAUUGGAAGUGUCUGAUCAUCAAGAAACUGUGAAUAAUAUCAUUAAUAAAGCAAACGAAUUGAUUGACCAAAAUCAUUUUAACAAGAAUCAGAUUGCAGCCAAAAAGAAUGCCUUGAUAAAACGUUUUAAUAAUAUUAAAAUACCUGUGAAAAAUCGUCGUCGUCGUUUGAUUGAUUCGGCUAAAACACAACAAUUGUUUUGUGAUAUUGAUGAUCAAAUUGCAUGGAUCAAUGAAAAAGAACCGUUGAUUAAAUCAUCGAAUCGUGGCCGUGAUCUAAUGGGUGCGCAGAAUUUGAAGAAAAAACAUCAGGCAAUUCUUUCGGAAAUUAACAAUCACAAGCCAAGAAUACAGGCCGUAAUUGAUCAAGCUGAACAAUUGGUCAAAGAUGGAUCAAUGCCAAAAUCGGGUGUUGAUCAAAUUAAUGAAAGGAUAAAAAUUUUGAAUGAUAAAUGGAAUGAAUUGCUUGAUCGUGCUAAUAAACGUAAAGAAGAUCUGGAUGAUGCUAUUUUGGUUCAUCAAUAUUUUACUGAUGUAAAUGAAGCCGAAACAUGGUUGAAUGAAAAAGAACCAAUAGUAAGCGAUCCAUCUAUUGGUCCAGCCAAAACUGAAGAUGCAAUUGAAGCUUUGUUGAAAAAACAUGAUGCACUUAUGGAUGAUAUUGAUGCAUUUAAAUAUACAAUUGAAGAUCUUCGAAAACGUGCCGAAGAUUUUAAACAACGAAAAGUACCUGUUCCGAUGGAAACUCGUAAAGAAGUUGUUGUAGCAUUAAUGGAUUAUCAGGAAAAAUCUCCACGUGAAGUAUCAAUGAAAAAAGGUGAUAUUUUAACAUUGUUGAAUGCUAACAAUAAAGAUUGGUGGAAAAUAGAAAUCAAUGAUCGACAAGGUUUUGUACCGGCUGCUUAUUUACGUCGAACUGAAACGGCAAUACCAGCCGAUAAAGAUCAACAACGAACAUUGGAUCGAGAUUUAAUUCCACAACGGCAAAAACAAAUUGAGAAAAAAUAUACCGACAUAAUGGAUCAUGGUCGUCGUAGAAAGAAUAAAUUAGAAGAUGCAUGUAAAGCAUUACAAACAGCUCGUAAAGCUAAUGAAUUAGCACAAUGGAUUAAAGAUAAAGAACAAAUUGCUACUAUUGAAGUAAUUGAUGAUAAACUUGAUGAUUUAGAACAAGUUGAAAUGAUGCAGAAAAAAUUUGAUGAUUUUUUCGAAGAACUUAAACAAAAUGAAGUUCAAUUGGCCGAAAUGAAAGAUGUAGCCGAAAAAUUAAGAAAUCAAGGUGAUACAGAAGCGGCUGCAAAAAUUGAUCAACAAGUAAAUCAAUUGAAUAAUAAAUGGAAUGAAUUGCAGGAAAUUUCGGCAAAAAAAGCACAAAAAUUAGAAAGUGCAAAUGAAGUACAACGUUUUAAUCGAGAUAUUGAUGAAACAAUUGAUUGGAUUAAGGAAAAAGAAGAUGCAUUAAAAGAUUUGGAUAAUAUUGAUGAAGAUGAUAUAAAAUCAGUGGAAAAAUUAAAACGAAAAUAUGAUGGUCUUGAACGAGAUUUGGCUGCAUUGAAUGAUAAAAUCAAAAGAAUGAAAGAAACUUCUUCACGUUUGGCAAACAAUCGACCAGAACAAGCUGAUCAAACUAAACAUAAACAACAAAUUGUGAAUAAAGAUUGGGAUAAAUUACUUGGACAGGCACAUAAACGUAAAGAGAAAAUAAUAAAUCUAUAUGAUUUACAAAGAUUCCGUGAAAUGUUUAAUGAUCUAGCACAAUGGAUUAUGUCAAUGUUAAGUCGAUUACAAGAUCAUAAAGCUCAUGAAUUAAAUGAUCCGAUUGAAGCGGAAGCACUUUUGGAACAACAUCAAGAAAAAGUAAAAGAAAUCGAUGCCAAUUCAACACCAUUUAAUAAUUUUGAAAAAUUUGGUGAAAAAUUGAUCGAACAAAAUCAUUAUGCUACACCUGAAAUAAAGAACAAAUUAGAAGAUAUGAAAGCCAAACGACAAAAAUUAAACGAUGAAGGAAAAAAACAGAGAAAAUUUCUGGAACAGGUAUUGGAUUAUUUAAAUUUUAAAAAAGAAUGUGAACAAGCUGAAAAUUGGAUGGGUAAACGAGAACAAUUUUUGGAAACACCACACGAUGAUGAUGAUAAUGUUGAAGCAAUGAUCAAACGACAUGAAGAUCUGGGAAAAGCUAUCGAUAAUCAAGAGCAAAAAAUUGCUACCAUUGCUAAUUUUGGUGAUCAAUUAAUUAAAAAAGAUAAUUAUAAUUCAGAUCCAAUACAGAAAAAAAUCAACGAACUAUUGAAACGUUGGAAAGAAUUGAAAAAUAAAUUGAUGGAUAAAAAAUCACAGCUUGGUGAAUCACAAUCAUUACAACAAUUUUCACGUGAUGCUGAUGAAAUUGAAUUAUUGAUUAAUGAAAAACUACAAACAGCAUUAGAUGAAUCACCUUAUCGUGAUCCGACUAAUAUUGAAUCAAAGAAUCAAAAACAUCAAGCAUUUGAAGCUGAACUUCGUGCAAAUGAAGAAAAAAUUCGACAAAUGUUAGAAGAUGGUAAAAAAUUAAUCGAAAAACAAAAAUGUUCAGGAAAUGAAGAUGCUGUCAAACAACGAUUAGAUGCUGUUACUGAACAAUGGAAAUUUUUAAUCGAACGAACCAAAUUAAAAACAUUCAAAUUACGUGAAGCUAACAAAGGUCGAGAUUUCAAUGCGGCCAUUAAAGAUUUAGAUUUUUGGCUAAACGAAAUGGAAGGUUUACUUAAAAAUGAAGAAACUGGAAAAGAUUUAGCAUCCGUACAGAAUAUGAUUAAAAAACAACAAAAUCUUGAUGCUGAUAUUGCAGCUAGAGGUGAAAAGAUAAAAAAGAUGAAUAAUUUAGCUGAUUCAUUAAUGGAAUCGGAUCAAAAUGAUAAACAGGCAUUACAGGAUAAACGUUCAUCAGUGAAUGAACGUUAUGAACGUUUGAAAAAUCUAUCCGAUUAUCGAAAUGCUAAACUAAAUGAUGCUUUAACAACAUAUCGAUUUUUCAAAGAUAUUAACGAUCAGAAUAGUUGGAUUAAUGAAAAAAAAUUAUUACAAGAUUCGGAUGAUUUUGGUAAAGAUUUGGCUAGUGUGAAUAAUUUACGAAAAAAACAUAAACGUUUUGAAAAUGAUGUUCUGGCACAUGAACCAAUCAUUCAAGAUAUUAUUGAAACUGGACAGAAAUUAAUGGCCGAAACUACACUACCAAAUGCACCUGAAACUGAAAAAAAAUUAGAACAUUUGGAAAAUAAUUGGCAAGAUUUGAAGAAAAAAUUACAAGAUCGAUCGGAUAAACUGGAAGAUGCAUUAAUUUUUCAACAAUUUAUGACCGAUGUUGAAGAAGAAGAAUCUUGGAUUGCAGAAAAAUAUAAACUACUUUGUGAUCCAAAUUGUGGUGAUUCGAUUGCAGCUGCACAAGGAUUAUUGAAAAAACAUGCAAUACUUGAAAAGGAUUUUCAAAAUCAUAUGGAUCGUUAUAAAGAUAUUACAUUGACUGGACGUGGUCUGAUUAAUGAAGGCAAUUUUUGUGCACCAAAAGUUGAACAAAAAUUGGAUCAAUUACAUGAUAAACUUAAUAAUCUACAAAAAUUAGCCGAUAAACGAAAACAAAAAUUGAUUGAUAAUUUUGAUUAUCUACAAUUCUUGUGGAAAGCCGAUGUUGUUGAAAAUUGGAUUGCCGAUAAAGAACACCAUUUAAAAACUGAUGAAAUUGGUCGAGAUCUUUCGACUGUUUCGGCUUCGUUAUCGAAACAAGACAAUUUCGAUAAUAGUUUACAGGCAUUCGAACAGGAAAGUUUAAAAAGUUUAACUUUAUUCAAGAAUGCAUUAGCAUCACCUGGUCGUGAUCAUGUUAAACGUGAAGACAUUAAUAAAAGAUUUGAACAUUUAAUGAAUCGAUGGAAAAAUCUUCUUCAAUUAGCACAACAACGACGUGAACGAAUAUUGAAUGUUCAGAAUCAAUACAAAGAAAUUGAAGAUUUAUUUUUGGCAUUUGCAAAAAAAGCAUCAGCAUUUAAUUCAUGGUUCGAAAAUGCUGAAGAAGAUCUUACUGAUCCGGUUCGUUGUAAUUCAUUAGAUGAAAUACAAACAUUGACAAAAAAUCAUCAGAAUUUUAUUGAUUCAUUAUCACAAGCACAUAAUGAUUAUCAAACAUUAUUGGAUUUGGAUAAACAAAUUAAAGCCUAUAAAUUGGGACCAAAUCCUUAUACAUGGUUUACAAUUGAAGCAAUCAAUGAUACUUGGCGUAAUUUACAGAAAAUUGUACUUGAACGAAACAAAGAAUUGGAAAAAGAAUAUCAAAGACAAAUGGAAAAUGAUAAAUUGCGAAAAGAAUUUGCAUUAGUUGCGGAUAAAUUUCAUCAAUGGCUUUCAUAUAUUAGAGUUGCAUUGAUGGAUUCACAAGGAACAUUGGAAGAACAAUUAAAAUCUGCACAACAAAAAGCCGAAGAAAUAAUGAAAAAACGUGAAGAUCUGAAAAAGAUUGAACGAUUAACAGCAACACUUGAAGAACGAUUAAUUUUAGAAAAUAGAUAUACAAAUCAUAGUGCAUUAAGUUUAGCACAACAAUGGGAUCAAAUUAAUCAAUUAUCGAUGCGUAUGCAGAAUAAUCUAAAACAACAAAUACAAGCCAAAAAUCAAUCAGGUGUUAGUGAAGAAAGUUUACGUGAAUUUACAAUGAUGUUCAAACAUUUUGAUAAAGAACGAAUUGGAAAAUUGAAUCAUAAAGAUUUUAAAUCCUGUAUGCGUGCAUUAGGCUAUGAUUUACCGUUGAUCGAAGAAGGUGAACAAGAUCCUGAAUUUGAUGAAAUAUUGGAUGAAGUUGAUCCAUAUCGUAGUGGAUUUGUUUUUCUACAUGAUUUUAUUGCUUUUAUGAUUAGUAAAGAAACGGAAAAUAUCUCUACACAAGAAGAAAUGUAUAAUGCAUUUAGAUAUAUUGCCAAUGAUCGACCAUAUAUUACAUUGGAAGAAAUUCAAGCGAAUAUACCAUGGGAUAAAGUGGAUUAUUGCGUAAAACAUAUGAAACCAUAUGUUGAUCCAAAAACUAAUCGUGAAAUUAAAGAUGCUUAUGAUUAUCAGGCAUUCAUUCAACGAUUAUUUAGCUAAAGAAUUUUUAGCAAUCAUCUUUUCAAAAAAAACUCAUCAACUUUUCAAAUUAUAUCUCUUUAUUCAUAGAUUUUAUUAGUAUUUAAUUAUAGUUUUUUUUUUGUUCUGUAGUCAUCAUAUACGUUAAAUA